UCGUCCCCAACUUAUCUACUUGCUCUCCAGCAGCAGCUGGGAAGGCAAAAGGAGCACAUCCACACGCGCUCCGUCAAGGUCAUGAAGCCCUCGCUGCUCCGGUGUCUGGUGUUUCUCUGCGUGCUGUUGCUGCCGCCUGCCCUGGGAGGGACAAAGAACAAGUACUCUCCGGGAGAACUGUUACUCGAGGAGUGCUGGGGACAGCCAAAAGCUAACGACUGUACCAAGAAGUGUUCUAGAACUUUCAAAUGUGUAUACAGAAAUCACACAUGCUGCUGGACCUACUGUGGUAACAUCUGUGCAGAAAAUGGGAAAUUUUUUGAAAGAAAGAAAUGACCCUGACUUCUCG
Molecule: messenger RNA, 349 nt
Organism: Rattus rattus (black rat)
Lineage: Eukaryota; Metazoa; Chordata; Mammalia; Rodentia; Muridae
Product: protein WFDC11-like
Exons: 3
Coding region: 82-336 (84 amino acids)
Source: RefSeq, a predicted model, not a curated record